UGGCAUCAUUUUAUGCAUGCUUUUAUACCACAGCGGUGUAGAAUUCUCAAAUCCGAUUGCUCAGAAGGUGAUGAGUUAAUUUCCUUAAAACCACAGCAUCUGACAGUCAGGCAAAAUCCCAUGUUUAAUGUCCUUGCUGUAAUAUUGUUAGCUUUUCUGUAGGGCCAUGUAUACUCCACAUAAACACAUUAAAAAAUGUAAUUGUUGAUAUGGUGAAUUUAUUUUUUAUUUUUUUAUUUAUCUGGAUUUUGUUUUUAUAUAUUAACUUUACAAAGUGGUUUGAAACGACUGUUCCAGCAUAAGUGAUAACAGGAUCUAGCUCUUUGGGGAAUAAAACAUACAUGUCUUUCUUUAAUAAGUAACAGUGGUAAUUGUUAGCAAUUUGCUGUGGUAUAAGAGGAAUAAAACACUUCGGGAUAUGCUGUUAUUAGAAAAUUAAUCAACUUGUGAGCUUUUUGUGAUUCUCAUAACAGCACACCACAAAGGUUUUAAUUCCUUAUAUUUUCUAUUUUACUUUUUCUGUUGAGUGUAUUAAACCAGUCCUAGUUUUCCAUAUAAAAAAAAUAAAAAUAAAUAAAUAAAUUAAAUUAUCAUGUUUUACAAAAUUUUCCUGGUAUUUGUACUAGUGAAAAAAAAUACCUUUAAUGAUUUCUGACCCUGUGUUUUAGGUUUUUAUCUUGUCUCUCUUUUGAAGGUUUUAAUGAACCAUGUGAUGAAGCAUGACAGUGGAAUAUUUCAGUGUUUUUCUCUGGGUUUAUUUACAAGUUUGUUGUACAGUGAAGUCUUCGGGGACCUUUAGAUCCUAAGAUAUCCAGACCGACGGAUUUUUAUAUUCAAUAACGUGAUCCAGCUGACAUUUAUGUGUGUAAAUGAAGGUCAGCCCUUCCAUGUCAGACUGCAUGGGUUUGACCACAUGGCUGUUCUCCAGAUUCAUUUUAUGCAAACAUUUGCAAAUAUUAUACUUGUUGGUCACUGAGUGUCUCAGUUGUGUAUGGUGUAUAUGCACUGUUUUGAAUACAGAAUGAUAUAAACAGAAUGAUAUAAACAUACAAGAUAAUGUUUUGCUUAAAAAAAAGGUGAAUUUAAAUCAUUUCACUUGAAUCGAUUCUCGUGUCGUCAUGACGCCCUGAUUUCCGUCGGCACAAACCCCGCCCACCGGCGAGCGCGCACACAUUCCCAUUGUCCAAGAUGGCGGCGUAGGUGCAGCGUAUACGAUGCCUAUGUUUUUAUCGCGUUUUUUACCCUUGUUAUUAUUUUCCACACCGCUCGCGUAACGUUUCUUUGCGGUGCGAACGUGCGUGUCGCUUUCUGCACUCGACAUCUUGAUGUGCAGCGCGUUGCAAACCGCGGACUUUGUUGUGCAUCCGGUCUGGAUUCUGUUUGGCUCGGGGAAAAGUUUGAGCAUCCGAAAAUGAAAAGGCAGGCCGAGCGGGACUCCAGUCCGAGCAGAGCUCUCGCAAAGCGUAUUCGGGAGAGAGAACGAGACCGCGAAGGCAGCCGCCGGGAAGAUGCAGCAGCUGUUAGUCAGCCACCGCUCGCUCUGCUUCUCGCCGAGAGUCGGAGCUACCAGAAACAGCAGCAGCAGCAGCAACAACAACAACAGCGCGCGCGAAGCCGCAGCGGCGAGCGCGAGAAGCCCCGUGCGCGGGAAGAGCGAGCAGGCCUUCUCCCGCGGCCUCCAUCCAUCAUCCCGAAAAGCAAAGCCCCCGUCGCGGACCCGCUCGGAGGCAGCAGGGGCGCAAGCGGACUGGAAUAUAAGACGUUGCUCAUCAGCAACCUGGGCUCGCAGCUUUCCGACGAGCACGUGGAGGACGGCUUGUUUCACGAGUUCAAGAAGUUCGGGGACGUUAGCGUUAAGCUCUCGCACACGCCCGAAUUGGGCCGGAUCGCCUACGUGAAUUUUCGGCAGCCGGAGAGCGCGCGAGAGGCGCGCCACGCCAAGGCCAGGCUCGUGCUGUAUGACCGUCCGCUCAAAAUUGAGCCCAUGUACGUGCGGCGUCGCAGCCUCACACCGCCUGACGUCGCCUACGUGCCUCUGCAUGGACCGUAUCCCUAUAGGCAACGGUCUCUCUCUCCUGGAGCGAGCGCAAUCCGUGAUGUGAGAACUAGACAUUAUGUGGAUAGUCUGAGUCUGCGGGAACGAGAGCGUGUAUUGGACUAUUACAGUGCUUUGGAAGAGCGAAGCCGUGCCUAUGCAUACCCCCUGCCCGAGGACGAUUUAAUGCCCGAAGAUGACCAGCGUGCCACCAGAAACUUGUUCAUUGGCAACCUGGACCACAACGUGUCUGAGGCAGAGCUCCGUCAAGGUUUCGACAAGUAUGGCAUUAUCGAGGAGAUCGUCAUCAAGCGGCCUGCCCGUGGACAAGGCUGCGGCUAUGGGUUCAUCAAGUUUCAGAACCUGGACAUGGCGCACAGAGCCAAAGUGGCCAUGCAGGGCCGUGUGUUCGGUGGAAACCAGGUAAAGAUUGGAUAUGGCAAGGCCAACCCCACCACGCGCCUCUGGGUGGGUGGUUUGGGCCCGAACACCUCGCUGGCCGCUUUGGCCCGGGAAUUUGACCGUUUUGGUAGCAUUCGCACGAUUGAUUAUAUGAAAGGGGACAACUUUGCUUACAUCCAUUAUGAGAGCCUGGAUGCAGCCCAGGCGGCAUGUGCCCAGAUGCGAGGUUUCCCUCUGGGUGGCCGCAGGUUACGCGUCGACUUCGCCAAAGCAGAGGAGACCCGAUCCUACCCGCAGCAGUACCCGCCACCCAUCCCACUGCCCUCACAUUAUGACAUUAUAGCUGAUGGCUUCGGUCGCCAUCGGAGCCUGGAGAGGGAACUCAGAGCACGAGCCCGCUCGCCUUCUCAUCCUCUUUAUGCAGAAAGGGAACGAGAACGAGGGCUUCCCGAACGAGAUUGGAGUCCUCCAAAGGGUACGGAGCGGAGGAGUAACCCAGAAGCGUUUGGUCGUACGAGAGCGCGCAGUCGUAGCAGAGAGCGCUGGGCGAAAGGCUGGGAGGAAAGGCGCAAGCGCCGGAGCCGAACGCGGAGUCGGAGUAUCAGUCCUGGUGAACAGUUUGAGGAAAGAGGGCGGUCUAGGGUGCGAGCGGCUCCUCCCAAGACUCCAGAUGACAGCCCUGAAAGAACUCGCGGCCGCCUCCCUGACUCCACGUCUGAUCCGCAAGACCACACACCUGACAGCAGUCGCCAUUCCAGUGAUGAGCGACCGGCCGCGAAAGCCGUGGAUCCCGAGCGCAAUCAUUGCAAAACGGACACAGAGCCAGACUCGCACUCUGAAAAGCCCAAAAGCGAACCCAAGAAGCCCAGCACACUGUCGGAAUACGCCCAGACCCUCAGCCGAGUGUGGCACGGCUCUCUCGUCCUAAAGAACAGCUGCUUUCCCACGAGCAUGCAUCUCCUGGACGGAGGAGCCAACUUCUUUCUCUCGCUUCUGAAGGACCAGACGAACAGUGGCAAAAUCACGCAGCUCAAGAUCGCCCAGCGGCUGCGGCUCGACCAACCCAAGCUGGACGAAGUGAGUCGCCGCAUCAGGCUCGGCGGUGCUGACGGCUACACCGUCCUUCUGGCCGUACAGGGACCCAUGGAUCGGGACUCGCCCCCGCCCGAUGGACUUCAGAAACGCUUCCUUCGCAACCUGGUGACCUACCUCAGGAGCAAACAAGCAGCUGGGGUUAUCGGUCUGCCUCUGGGUGGCCCAAAAGAACGCGAGACAGGAGGGAUGCUUUACGCGUUCCCGCCUUGUGACUUCUCCCAGCAAUACCUCCAGACUGUUCUCAAAACUCUGGGCAAAGUAGAGGAGGAACAUCUCGUCGUUGUGGUGGUUAAAGACUCGGCUCAACCCUAACCAUCGUGAUCCUUUGUGUUUCUUUUGAAAACACACAAGUGUACAUUUUUAACACUCCAAACUUUUACAUGAUGAACAGGUUUUGUUGUUGGAUUAUGCUUGAUUCUUUUCCCACAAAUUCACCAACCUUAAAGUUCUCUUUACACACUAUUUCAAAGCAACUUACCAUUUUUUUUAUAUAUAUGUGUCUGAUGCUUGUUUUUUUUUUAAUUGUUUGUCAUCUUUUAGAUCCUGAUUUGCACCUCAGUUUCUAAGUGUUUUCUGAUCUUGAAUACAGAAUGCAAUGUUGCAGCUUUCUCUCCAGUGAGCUAAUGUAAUGGUGUUUAUUCAACAUAAAGUGAAGACUAGUUAUGAGUUAUGUUGACACCCCCCCCCCUUUUUUAAAAAACUCUGUAGCUUCAUUUUUCACCUGUGCAAUUUAAUAGAAAUCUCCAUGUUUUGUUAUGAUAACUGACCGAGUGUGGAUUUUAAUAUGCUGUAUGCACAUUACAGGGAAGAGGGACAUUUGUCAUUACAGGCAUCUACCUCUGGAAUGGUUUUGGAUUGUGUUGAUUUUUUUUUGUUUUGUUUUGUUUUGUUUUCCAGCAAAAUGUAUUUCCGAAAAACGCACUCGGCAUUAGCAGACGAUGUUCGAGCGCCUCUAGUUUGAGUUAUACCCAUUAACGCUUCAACACUAUUUUGGGAGGUAUACUGUAAACACUAAGACUUGUGCACUAGUGUAACAGGAGUGCAGAAUGUUACUUGUUUUUAAGGUUCUCUCUCUCUCUUUCUCUCUACAGCUCUACCAAGCCAUGGCAAGCUAUUUUAAUGUGUGUUUUUUAAUGCAAAAAAAAUUUAAGCUGAAAUUUCAGUCAAACACUGUGUUAACAGUUUUGUGAAGGGACUACAGUCACUCAACACUACUUCAUUCGCUCAUUAUUCACUCUGAAACACAUUCCUCAGCCGUUUAUCAGACUCGUUUUCCCACUCUUGCGACUUUUUUUUCUCCCUUCAUUGUUUUUUUUUUCACCACGUGUCCGAACGAUGUAUGUAAUGUAUGGAAAAAAAAACUGUAAGUAAACAUUUAAAAAGUCUUGUUUUUAA
Molecule: messenger RNA, 4927 nt
Organism: Hemibagrus wyckioides
Lineage: Eukaryota; Metazoa; Chordata; Actinopteri; Siluriformes; Bagridae
Gene: rbm15b
Product: RNA binding motif protein 15B
Exons: 1
Coding region: 1412-3844 (810 amino acids)
Biological process (GO): regulation of alternative mRNA splicing, via spliceosome
Cellular component (GO): nucleus
Molecular function (GO): mRNA binding
Source: RefSeq, a predicted model, not a curated record